AUGUCAAUUGAAAAUUUAAAGAAACUUUUACAAAGUUAUGAUUUUGAAAAUUCCGGUGAUUUAAACAAAAUGGAAUGGAUAAAAUUAUGUUCAAAUUCAACCAUUAAUAUAUCCAGUGAAUUAUCAUUAACAUUGUUCAAUGAACUUGAUACAGAUAAAGAUGGAUUAAUUAAAAUAUCAGAUAUAUUACAAGAGUUACAAAUAUGGGAAGCAUCAAAUCAACAAAAUUUCAAUUUGAAUCAAUUGGAGAGAAUGGAUAGUAGUCAGAAUGGAAAUGAAUUGAAAAAUGAAGAAUUAAUUUUCAAAGAAGCCAACAAUGAUUCUGUUAGAAAUCAGGCAGAUCAACAACAGCUAAGAAGAUUGUCCAAAUCGAAUAUUAUAAAAGCAAAUCCAAUCAUCUUGGAAAGACGUAAAAAUCGAAAUUCACUAAUUCCAUCGGAAAUAAUUCUACCAAAUGAAGGAAAUGAUCAGUGGCUGCCUAAAAAAGAAAUUAAUCCAGACGGUUCGGAAGUUUUCACCACUACUCCUAUCGUUAGAACUCCCAGAUAUAGAAGUGUUUGUGAAUUAGAGAAUGUCAUAUCACAGAAUUAUCCAGAAUUGUUAAGUCCAUUUAAAACUGUUCUAAACGAUUUUCGAAAUGAGCUACUGCAAACUAAAAAGGAAAAAAUCGAUUUGGAAGAAACAUACAUGAAAGAAAAAGAGAAACGUAAAAGUGAUUUAUCUCGAUUAGAAGGUGAACUUGAAUCACAGAUUAAAUCAAUAGAGGAACGUGCCAAGUCUGAAGUACGUGAGAAGUUACAAAAUGAAUAUAGAACUCUUGUUUUGAACAAAGAACAAGAAAUCAUAGAAAUACGAGAACAAGUGGAAAGUUUACAACGUAAAAUUAAACAUCAUACUGCUAAUCAAUGUGAUUCAAUGAAUAGUCCUAUUAUACAGAAAAAAUUCACUGAUCCAAUUGAUCUAUCAAAUUCCAGCUUAACAGAUUUCAAAUCGUCCGUGGAUUCUCCUUUAACUUAUCAAUAUCAUGGUGAAAAUGUAGCACAGAAUUCUCAUAAAAUGGAAUUACAAAAUGUCUUAUCAAUUCUGGCGCAAAAAGAAUUUGAAUUGAAAACAUUGAAAGAUCAAUUAAUUCAACAAGAAGCACAGUUAACAAUGGAUAAACAUGAAUUAAUUAGUCAAGAAGAGGAGAAACAAAAUCUUUACUCUCAGUUAAAUGUUAUGAGAAAAACAAUGGAACGUUUAAAUAAAACAAACGACUAUCUAUGUUCAGCGUUGCAUCGUGAAUCAAUUCGUAGACGAAGUAGAAUAUCUCAAUCGAGUGCUUUCUCGGAAUUUGUGGAACAAAGUGAUAAUAAUGAAAUCAAUCUACAACCGUGUGAUUUUUCAACACGAAUCACUUUCCCACUUGAACCGUACGAAUUUGAUAGUUUGGAGAAUAUUCUGCCACUUCAACGCCAACAAAAUCAUCUCGAUUCCACAUGUCGACGCUCAGAUUACUCUAGUGAGAAUAUUAGUAGCGUCAGUGGUUCCCAUUAUGAUAAAAAUGAGUUUAUAACUCUCGAAAAUACCACUGAAGAACAACAGCACUUGACAGGAACUUUAACACCAACACGUAUAUUUAAAGUAAUUUUAGUCGGGGAUUCUGGUGUUGGCAAGUCUAGUUUCUCAUAUCGAUUUUGUGAUGGAAUAUUUUAUCCACAACUUAGAGCUACUUUAGGAGUUGAUUUUCGAACAAAAAAUAUUCAAAUGAAUAAUGCACUGUAUACUAUUCAAUUAUGGGAUACUGCUGGACAAGAGACAUAUCGUUGUAUUGUUCGUUCUUAUUUCCGUAAAAUUGACGGUGUCGUUUUAAUGUAUGCAGUUGAUCAACCUGAAACAUUUGCAAAUAUCAAAUAUUGGAUGGAAAUGAUAAAAGAAUCAACAAGUGAAGUGAAUGUUCCGAUUCUUCUAGUCGGUAAUAAAAUUGAUUUACGCAAUGCCAGCAGUAACACUGUUAAAGAAAGUAAUAAUAGCAAUGUAAAACAAGUUGGAUCGCUUAAGCAUAUCACCCAUGAAAUGGGUGCCAAUGUAGCUAAAUUACACCAUAUUUCAUUCAUUGAAACAAGUGUAUUAAGCAAACAUAAUAUCACUGAAGCUAUUGAACUACUCACACAAGAGAUGAAAUUGAAUGAAGAUAAACAAGUUGCAGUUGUCACAUUGACUAAUUCCUCGUCAGCAUCAUUGAAAAGAAACACAAUUGACAGAAGGCGUGAUGCAAACAAAUCAACGUGUUGUACAUAAACUACAUACACAAUUAUUUACAUAUUAUCAAUGAAGACUUUCAUCAUUUGUAUGUUUCAAUUAAAAGAUACACAUCAAACUUUAUAGAAUUCGUAUGACAUUGAUGAGAAAAAAGAAUAUGAUGGAAUCGGUGUUAAUAAUUAUGACAGUUAAUAAUAAUAAUAAUGACAAUGGUCGAAUAUUAUUAGAUACAAAGUUAUUUGUCCAAUGCUCAUAUCCAUGACUCUAAUAGAUAAUCAAAUCAACAAAUUUAUCUGUCAUUCUAUGUAUCUGUUGAUUAGAUUCCCAUUUAAUACAACAAUAAAUUAAAACAAUAAGAUCAUUUAUUUCUAGUGUAUUUUUUUAAAAAAUUUUUAGUCAUUAAUGACACAAUAUGAAUGCACAUUGAUCACAUACUUGAAUUAUUUGUCAUUUCCCAUUUAGAAAUUGUAUUUGCUCUUGACAUGUGUACAUGCACACAUGAACAUACAUAAAAAGUUGUCAUCAUGGAGUGAACUUAGAACAAUAAUACUACAUAAACAAUAAUCAUACUCAUAACUCAUUUUUAUUUGAUUAUUUUGGUGUUUUGUUGCAAUUAUAACAAACAAUAUUGAUCUUUUCAAUGUUCCUAUAACCCGGCAACAUUAAAUUUUUAAUUUAUAACCAUUUUUUUGUUUUUAUCAUUGUUAUCAUUGCUUUUGGAGGUGUAUUAUUAUUUGUUUUUUCUAAAUAUAAAUUUAAUAUAAAUAAGAUCUAUCUGUGA
Schistosoma turkestanicum is the source of this 3022-nucleotide messenger RNA. NCBI's taxonomy places the organism in Eukaryota, Metazoa, Platyhelminthes, Trematoda, Strigeidida, Schistosomatidae. The record is from the annotation of a GenBank genome assembly.